Molecule: messenger RNA, 737 nt
Organism: Closterium sp. NIES-67
Lineage: Eukaryota; Viridiplantae; Streptophyta; Zygnematophyceae; Desmidiales; Closteriaceae
Source: the annotation of a GenBank genome assembly
UACCCCUCUUGUCGCUACCAGGAGCACUGUCACUGUUACUUAGGGAGACUUCCCCCCCAACAUCCUAGACUUUGACGUCGACUAAAAGGAGGUCAUUUCCUCCGAACAUGGUAGCGCGUCGCGUGCUCACUCUUCUCUCGGCUCUCGACGAGGCCUCGCUGACGUCGCUGCUGCAGCAGCAUGGGGUGAAGGAGUCGCACGGCCGGACCAUAAUUAGCCAUGUCAUCAGGACACGUGGCCUGGGUUCAUUCACUGACAUUCCGAAGCUACCCCAGCCUCUAUACUCGCUACUGGAAGAUUCGUUUGCAGCUUGCUCGUCAGAAGUCGUGGACGAGCAAACAUCACAGGAUGGCGAUACCACUAAACUCUUGAUAAGGCUACAGGACGGGUUAACUGUUGAAGCGGUGAUUAUGCGUUACGAUGCGUCAGAGGGACGUUACAACGGCUACCAGCGGCCAGGGGGAGAGAGAGCCACGCUGUGCGUGUCUUCUCAGGUGGGGUGUGCCAUGGGGUGUUCCUUCUGUGCCACGGGCACCAUGUCUCGCCCCACCAGCCUCACAGCAGGGGAGAUCCUCGAGCAGCUGCUGCUGGCCUCGCAAAGAGCUCCAAUCCGCAACGUUGUCUUCAUGGGAAUGGGCGAGCCCUUCAACAACCAUGCUGCGGUGAAAGCAGCAGUUGAAUUGAUGGUUGCUCCCUAUGGCUUUCACUUGUCCCCCAACCAUAUAACAGUCUCCACA